AUGGGGCUUCCCUUCACCCAGGGCAGAUUGAUUCCUAACUACAAAUGUGGGGUGCCCAGAAAUCUGGCUGCUGUCGUUGUGGGCCCUGACAUCUGUCUCCAUGGUGCAACUAUUCUGAGCAUCUACAAAGUUCCUCAGGCACCACCUUUUUCUUUAUGUAAUGAUCCUUGUCAGGCAGGAUACAGCAAGGUCAAGAAAGAAGGGGAGUCAUUUUGCUGCUAUGAUUGUCUUCCAUGUCCAGAGGGGAAAAUAUCAAAGGAGAAGGAUAUGGAAGACUGUUCUCAUUGUCCAGGAGGUCAUUAUUCAAACUAUGACAAAGAUGCAUGCAUUCCAAAACACAUAACUUAUUUAUCCUAUGAAGAACCCUUGGGGAUCAGUUUAGCUAUUUGUGCUCUUUCUUUUUCUUUUAUCACAGCUCUGAUGCUUGGGAUUUUCACUAAACACAAAAACACUCCCAUCGUCAAAGCUAACAACCGGAAUCUCACCUACACUCUUCUAGUUUCUCUCCUCCUUUCUUUUCUUUGUGUUUUAUUAUUUAUUGGGAAACCUAAUAAGAUUGUGUGUCUCCUUCGACAACCAGCUUUUGGAAUCAUCUUCUCCAUGGCAGUUUCCUGUGUGUUGGCCAAAACUUUUGUUGUGGUCCUAGCUUUUAUGGCCAUUAAGCCAGGAUCUAGAAUGAGAAAAUGGGUGGGGAGAGGAAUGGACAGCUACAUUGUUCUUUUUUGUUGCCUUGUUCAAACCAGUAUUUGCAUCACAUGGCUGGCACUUUUCCCACCAUAUCCAGAUUUUGAUGUGCACUCAAUGUCUGAAGAGAUCAUCAUGGAGUGUAAUGAUGGAUCAGUCACUAUGUUCUACAGUGUUUUGGGUUUUAUGGGUUUCCUGGCAGUGGUCAGCUUCUCUGUUGCUUUUCUAGCUAGGAAGUUACCUGAUACUUUCAAUGAAGCUAAAUUCAUAACUUUCAGUAUGUUGGUAUUCUGCACUGUUUGGUUGUGCUUUAUUCCUACCUAUAUAAGCACAAGGGGAAAAUACAUGUUGGCUGUGGAGAUCUUUUCCAUGAUCUCCUCCAGUGCUGGCUUAUUGAUGUGUAUCUUUUUCCCCAAGUGUUUUAUUAUUGUAAUGAGACCUGAACUGAACAAUAAGCAUCAGUUAAUGAAAAAAAUGUUUUAA
Molecule: messenger RNA, 1167 nt
Organism: Thamnophis elegans (Western terrestrial garter snake)
Lineage: Eukaryota; Metazoa; Chordata; Lepidosauria; Squamata; Natricidae
Product: vomeronasal type-2 receptor 26-like
Exons: 3
Coding region: 1-1167 (388 amino acids)
Biological process (GO): G protein-coupled receptor signaling pathway
Cellular component (GO): membrane
Molecular function (GO): G protein-coupled receptor activity
Source: RefSeq, a predicted model, not a curated record